AUGGAAGUUAAACUCAUUUCCAAAGAAAUUAUUAAACCAUCUUCAUCAACACCUCCUCACCUACAAACCUUGAGACUGUGUGUCCUAGACCAAAAUGGUGGCCUAGCUCAUGUGCCAAUCAUCUUAUACUAUCCCAAGAGGCAUGCAAAUUUCAACAUCAAUGAGAAACUGAUUAAUCAACUCAAAGACUCGCUCUCGGAAACACUGACUCUCUUCUACCCUCUUGCCGGAAGAGUCAAAGACGACGGCCUCUCCAUCGACUGCAACGAUGAGGGCAUCUUGUUCUCAACGACCCGUGUCAACUGUGACAUGGCCGAGCUGCUUACUGCACAACCACCCGAUCUUCUUUCUUUACCGCGACUUCUUCCAUAUUAUGUUUUCGUUGAUCCACGCGAUAAGGUAGUUCAAGUUGCUAUUCAACUCAACAUAUUUGCUUGUGGUGGGUUUGUGAUCUCAGGACUCUUUAUGCACAAGAUCAUAGAUGGAGCAACCUUGGGUACCUUCCUUAAAUGUUGGGCCUCCAAUUCCAUUGCAAGAUCAGGAAUAUCAAGAAGCAGCCAUAGUCUUACACCAACAACAUCAGCAUCAUCAUCGACAGUAGCAACAUCAGAAGCAAUAUUAAUGUACCCAGGGGCGUCAAUCUUCUCUUCGAAACAACCUUUGCCUGAUAGUCUCUCAACUUUUUCUGAACGGAUGUUGCUUAGGGAGGGAAAGGGUAUCAUGCAGAGAUUUGUGUUCGACUCUGAGGCUAUAUCCACUCUCAAAGCUAAAGCGACUAGUGGAAGGGUGCCUAACCCAACUCGUGUCGAAGUAAUAUCAGCCUUCAUUUGGAAACAUGCUGAAAUAAUAAUUGAAGAAAGUGUGAGAAGAUAG
Messenger RNA from Camellia sinensis, 873 nucleotides. Lineage: Eukaryota; Viridiplantae; Streptophyta; Magnoliopsida; Ericales; Theaceae. The record is from RefSeq and is a predicted model, not a curated record.